Pseudophryne corroboree (corroboree frog) is the source of this 2124-nucleotide messenger RNA. RefSeq names its product sperm-tail PG-rich repeat containing 4 (gene STPG4). Gene Ontology annotation, biological process: epigenetic programing of male pronucleus. The transcript is spliced from 7 exons. The record is from RefSeq and is a predicted model, not a curated record. Gene Ontology annotation, cellular component: male pronucleus; female pronucleus; germinal vesicle. Gene Ontology annotation, molecular function: histone binding; chromatin binding. NCBI's taxonomy places the organism in Eukaryota, Metazoa, Chordata, Amphibia, Anura, Myobatrachidae. The coding region runs from base 1 to 747 and encodes 248 amino acids.
AUGAGUCAAAUUGCACUUCCCACUGGGACCUCCCCCGCAGUUCUCCUGGAGUCCGUGUCUGUGUCUUUUUCACAGGAUCCAGACAAUAAAAAGGAUAAUAAAAAGGAAAAGCAGUUUACUGAAAGGGAUGCGUGGUGGCUGUAUUCAUAUAGGGAAACCCCUUAUCCUGGGAGUUACGAGGUACGUGACUUUCUCCAAGAUGCAAAACUUAAUCCUGUCCAGCAGUCAUAUAGCUUCAGAGGGCAAGGACGGAAGAUGCCCCUGAGCACAGCGGGAUCUGGAGAAGCUUUGUUGCCUGGCUGCUACAAUGUCCUGGAAUUCUAUGACCUGGUGGAACAGAUGCCACGUACUUAUUCAUUCCGGAACACCUCUCGGAGUGCGAUGCUCCCAGGAGUAAGAGAUAAGGACAUAAACACAGAUCCCUGUCGGUAUAAUCUCAUGACACCGCCUGUAGAUGAUCACCCAUGCAAGCAUGUAAUGUUCCGUUCCGCGGUGCAGAGGUUUCCAACAGCGUACUUUAUUCCUAAAGAAGGACCAGGACCCGGAGACUAUAAUCUGAAAAGUGCCUCCUCUCCUUGUAUUUCAUCAAGUUUCAGAUCCAAUGUGCCCAGGUUCCGCUCAUGUCAUAAUAAAAAUCCCGGUCCUGGAACGUAUGAUCCGACAAGACAGCUCCUGAAACAACCACCCACAGUUGCCAAAAUGGGUCGCAUGCACGGUCUUUUCUUCCGUAAUUCAUUUGACUUUUAAAUUGUGAAUCACAGAACAUAAUUAGAGAUCUGUUCUUUCUGCUAAACGGAUUCUGUUUGUGAAAUGCUACGGCAUGAUGUAUACACCAGUCAGCAGCUGGCGAGCAGCUGUUGGCGAUGGCCUCGCACUGUCCCAAAUAACAUAAUGCACUCGGCCAGCGUGCUUGCACUUAGCUUCUGCACAUGCAUUAUAGGAAAGCGGCCACUGACUGCAUGCAAUUGCUGACAAAGGGCCUCAUCCAUGUUUAUACGCAAAUGCAAUUGUAAUUAUGAUUUUCUAGGCUACAAAACUGCUAAUGUUAGCAAGUGCUGCUGUCGGGAUGUAGUCAGGUGACCAGCUGUCGGGAUCCCGGCGGCCAGCAUACCGAUGUCGGUAUCCUGGCCGCCAGGAUGCUGGCAGGGGGGCGCAGGGCUAUUCCCACUCGUGCACAGCGAGCCGGCAAGGGGCUUUGUUUCGCUCUGCAUCCUGGCAGCCAGGAUCCCUGUGUCGGUAUGCUGGCCACCGGGAUCCCAACAGCCGAUCACCCGACGCCAACCUCUGCUGCUGCCCAGAAGUGAGAAGAGGCACCCACUGGAGCCAUCGCAAACUCAUUCGCAAUUGCGUACACAUUCGCAGCCUAUAUACAAAAAUGAAUAACAUUGAAGUUAAGGGUAGGUCUAUGGCUACGCAGAUCGCACACAGCAGUAACGACGCAAGUUCCAUCUUUUUUCACGUAUGAGAUCACAGCAGGUACACGCCCCGAAAAUGGCUAAGUCACAUCUGUGUUUUUACAACCACUCCCUCCUAACACCUCCAACGGUUCCUUCCUGUCAAUCACUGAAAUCCUCAUUGUGAGCGGGAUCAAAGCAACACCUUGACGCACGCGUAUUGUGAUCGCAGCACAUGCCCACGCUGACGAUAAUGGCUCCAUUGCUUGAACAUUAGCCACUGCGUACAAACAUGAAUUGGGCUCAAACAGUAUGACGAGCAUAAUGUUGACUGAGAUUUCUGCUUCCCACUAUAUUUUAUAAAGGGCAUUUGCACACCACAAAAUAUGCAGGCACACAGAGCAUCUCAUUUUGCGCAAAUGCACUUAAUACUUCCACGUACUAGUAUUUGGAAUUGCUCCCAGAAACACAAAUCACAACUAAUUUUCUUUGAUUACUUUAGGGAUGGCCAACAACCAUUGAUGUUACUAAACCAUUGAUGGUCUAUGGCUGAAGUCGAAUACUUUUACCAUCAAUUGCGGAGAACCGGAUGGUUUCCUGCCAUCGAUGGUUUGCCCAUUUACACACUGCUGCUGCAUAGAGGGUGUCAGCCAGCUGCCCUGCACCGCCCCGGCUCAUACACACAGAGAGGUCUAUUUAUGAAGCAGUGAAAAGAGAGGAGAAAUUUAGC